AUGAAUCAAGGUGCCAAUAAUAACGAUGACAAUAAUCUAAUACAACAAACUAUACAAUUCAAUCAUAAUGAUAAAUCAAAUAUACCAGUUGUAUUAGUUCAUAGAAGAGAAAAAACUAAUGAUUUCAUUAAUGGUGAAGGUGAAGCUUCCAGUUUAACCGAAUCUAGACCAUUGCUACAAAUUGAAGCCACUGAUGCUGAUAUUGAUGAAAAUGCUAAAAUUACUUAUGAAAUUGGAGCUGGAAAUACAGAUAGUUUGUUUGUUUUGAAUUCAGAUACUGGGAUUCUGUCCUUAUCACCUAAUCUUUAUUCAAAAUCUGACCAUUUUAUACAACCAUUAUCACAAAAUACAAAUCUGAAUCAAAAUCCUAUAAAUCCUAUCACGUAUGUUCUACGUUUCGAAGCUUGUGAUCACGGUUUACCGAAACGUUGUGCUUCACCUAUUUGGGUACAGUUAGUAAUUGAUCCAAAUGAAUUUCCACAUCUUGUUAGAUUACCACAUUUAACAAAUUACUUAGAUCCAUCUUUAGUUACUAACCAUAAAAAAUCAAAUGAUCCAUCUUCUUCAGUAGAUCAACAAUUCAUUGGUUACAUGAAACAGGCUAAUACAGCAAUGUUACCUGGACAUGUUAAUUCUAAAUCACAUAUUAACAAUCAUGAUAAUAACAAUAAUAAUAUUGAUUUAAAUAGAAAAACUAAUGGUGAUUUUCAUGGACAAGAAAAUCCAGUUAGUAAUAAUAAACGUUAUCCACCAACAUUUACUCAAUUUAAAAAUAUUUGGGAUAUAAAAUCUUCACUAGAUCAUCAACCGUAUGAUAAAAAUGUUAGAAAUCAAUACUCUUCAAGUUAUCAACAGUUAUCUGAUUCAAAAUUCAGAAAACAUCCAGGUAUAAUGCAACAAUAUCUAAAUGGAAAUGAUGAAAACUAUAUAACUAAUAAUAAUAAUAAUAAUCAUGGAAAUAAUCAAUCUAACAGUUUUGUCAUCAGUGAAGUUGCAGUAGUUUGCUUAAUAAUCGUAUUUAUCAUUUUAUUGAUCGCUAUAAUGGUAUUGAUUUAUUUGACUAGGCGGAAAACACUUUUAUUAUCAGUGCCUACUUCUAAAUCCUAUUUGAAAGACGGUACCUUUAGAUCGAAUCCGAACAGUUGUAACUUAAAAAGUAAUCAAGACAAUAAUGAAACAAUAUGUGCACCAAUUGAACUGUCAAGAAAUACUGCAUCAUUAUAUCGUGCAAUCCCAGAUAAUAUGAUCAGUGCAACAGACAUUACAAUAAAUUCUAAUGAAAUGUCAUGUAUUAAUGAUAGAUCUCUUGGCGCUACAGAGAAAUCGAUAACUUUAUCAACUGAUAUGCUUCAAAAUCCACAUGAUUCUUACCCUCUUAUUCAAAGAAAUUCUGAACCUCGACUUCUAUUUAAUACCACAUUGAAUAGACCAACACAUCAAUCUGCUUUGGUUACAUCGGAAUUACAGAGCAAUCUAAAUAAAUGCACAUAUAGCCCACAGUGUGUACAACAUCCAAUUAAUUCACGUUUCGAUGUCGAUAAUGAAUAUCAAUGUUUAGCUCCAACAGUUGAUAAUAGAAUAUCACAUAUUUCACGUUGUUUAACUCCAUUUUUUGACCAAAGGUCACAUCAAACUAUCCAGAAUGUUGAAGCCAUUGGCUUAAACCAUAUAGGCACUAAUAAUCGUAAUUGGUUACCAAUGAGUCUACAACGAUUGAAUUCUCCAGUGAGUAUGAGUCACCAGUCAAUCAUUUAUACAGAAUCAACAAUGAAUAAUGAAGGAAGUGAACAAAUGUCAUCUAAAACGCCUACAUUAAUCUAUGCUAUGUCACCUAAUCCGAAUAGACAUCCAAUGCAUUUUCGAGGUAAUUCGCUACCAGUUUAUCCCAUAAAUCAAUUACAAAAUCCCACAAAUUUAAGAUCAUUUCAUCAUCGCUUCAAACCACAACAGCAGGAACAUCGAAACCAACAACAUCCGCUUUCUUCUUACCAGGAUAUUUCAUUACUACAAGCAACAUUAAGACGGCACAAUCAUCAAUCAAUUGUCAUGAAUACUGACCCAAAUCCUAUGCUAACUUAUCAUCAUCAUGAUACAAAUCGGUUGGUUUGUUCAAGGGAUCAGAUUCAUUAUAAAACAUUUCAUGCCCCACAACAUCAUGACGAUCUUCUUAUAUCUCCUAGAAUAAUAUAUACGGAUAAUUUAAAGAUAUGUUUACCAAACAAGACUAAACACCACCAUCACCAACACCGUCAUCAUCAAUCACCUUUACCAUUAGAAAAUGAACAAGAAUGUCAACAAUUAUUAGUAAAAAAUCAAGGUGAUAUUAGUAAAGAUAAUGAUCAUAUUUGUGAUGAGAAUGUCAUAUCAGGUAAUCAUGAACCAUCAAAUAACACUGACAAUAACAAUAUCAAUAAUGAUAGUAUUAAUACAACAAUAACCGUAGAUCAUUUAGAGGAAUUACCGAUUUAUGUUAAAUCUAAGAAUUCAACUAUACCUUUAAAUAAUAAUAUCAACAUGUCUAUUGAUAAUGAAACUGAUUAUAUUGAUAAUCUUAUCUGUAAUGAUCAAAUAAAAAUGGAACAUUUCAUCAUUCAUUUCAAUAUUCACCAACUAUAACUAGUUCAUUACCAUUGAUCGUUGAUAUUAAUGAUAAUAAUCAUCAUCUUCAUCAUCCUUAUCACCAUCAUCAUGAUAAUCAAAUGACCG
Molecule: messenger RNA, 2706 nt
Organism: Schistosoma mattheei
Lineage: Eukaryota; Metazoa; Platyhelminthes; Trematoda; Strigeidida; Schistosomatidae
Source: the annotation of a GenBank genome assembly